Molecule: messenger RNA, 1780 nt
Organism: Neltuma alba
Lineage: Eukaryota; Viridiplantae; Streptophyta; Magnoliopsida; Fabales; Fabaceae
Product: tafazzin
Exons: 7
Coding region: 196-1563 (455 amino acids)
Biological process (GO): phospholipid metabolic process
Source: RefSeq, a predicted model, not a curated record
AAUGCGCACAGAGGCUGAGGCAGCGACUCACACCGACUUCCUUGCGGACGUUGGAAAACGUUCCCUCUCAAUUUGCUAUCGGCACUUGCGCUUCGCUGUCCCUCUUCUCACAAUCUCACUCCAAGGUCCUUUCUAGUAUCCCAGUGACAUUUUGAAUCUUCAGAAUUCCCUCUCCCUUUCAUCGAUUCUGCAUCGAUGCCGCGUUUUGAUCGUGGAGAUCUCUGGAAGAACAAGGCUCGCUCUCUGCAACUGCAGCUCCGGAACCGUUUCAGAGUUGCCGUCGAUCGCCAUUGGCGGCGCCAGCCGACGUUUAUCCCUGAAGGUUAUUUCUCCUGCACUAUGCAGCGCUGGCUUCGCCGUUUUCGUGAUUUUCGUCAGGAAUCUUUGCCUUCUUCCUCUUUCUAUCGAAAAAAAGUGAGUAAGGACUUCAGUUCUGAAGAGUCGGCUCUACUUCGAGUGCUGCAAGCUGUAGCUGUUCCUGUGCUUGGAAAUGUGUGCCAUGUGUUUAUGAACGGGUUAAACCGUGUCCAGGUGUACGGUUUAGAAAAGUUGCACGAACCUUUGCUUCAUAGACCCAAAGACAAGCCUCUUCUUACGGUUAGCAAUCAUGUGGCUUCCAUGGAUGAUCCUCUUGUUAUUGCUUCACUGCUUCCCCCUCAUGUUCUGUUGGAUGCUCAGAACCUGAGAUGGACAUUGUGUGCAACUGACCGAUGUUUUAAAAACCCCGUAACUUCUGCAUUCUUUCAAUCUGUCAAAGUCUUGCCGGUUUCUCGUGGUGAUGGAAUUUAUCAGAAGGGAAUGGACAUGGCCAUUUCAAAAUUGAACCGUGGUGGGUGGGUCCACAUAUUUCCAGAAGGAAGUCGUUCACGUGAUGGUGGUAAAACUAUGGGUUCUUCGAAGAGAGGUGUUGGAAGGUUGGUCCUGGAUUCAGACAGUGUGCCCAUUGUGGUCCCAUUUGUGCAUACAGGGAUGCAAGAUAUCAUGCCAAUAGGCGCCAAAUUUCCCAGAGUUGGCAAGACGGUUACAGUGCUCGUAGGUGACCCAAUCAAUUUCGAUGAUCUGCUAAAUGCGGAAAAAGGUGAGAAUGUGCCAAGAAGAACACUAUAUGAUGCAGUAGCAACAAGGAUUGGCAACCGUUUACAUGAAUUGAAAGUCCAAGUCACCAAUCUGGCUAUUGAACAAGAAAUGCUGUUAAAAACCAGCUCUACCCAUACCGCGGAGCGAGCAUCUGGGAUUUUUCAGCAGGUUGAUUGGGAAUUAUUUGGAAUGGGAAGCUCGAUGUCAGUACAUGAGGAUUCCAAGCAGAGACAAGAAACUCUUGCUCUCCCAAAUGAAAGUGUUACAAAACUUCAGUACUCUCAUGAUAAACACAAUUCGAGAACGGGCUUCUCAUACAGGGUGCGUGGUUAUAUGGAUCGGAUGGAGCUGAUGUCCUUUGCUGCGAGAGGCUUGUUUAUGAAUCGUGGAACCAGGAGUUCUGCCAGCUGUACAGAUAUAACCCCGUUAAGGGCAUGGAAGCAAUUUUUGGAAGCAAACGUCUGGCGCCAUUGGAAUUAUUGCUAAAGAUGGUCUCUGCUUGUGCCCUGUGUGUGGGUUUCUUGAUUAAAUUAAUUAAAAAAAAGAAAGAGGAGUAGGGAUAGGGUAAACACAAUGUAAUUACGAAUGAUCUCUCACCUAAAUACCAAUCUUGUGCUGUGGGAUCGUUCCAUGUGUCCCCUCUGCGAAAGCCAGCACCUGUGACCUAUUGUGGUUUGGGACUGAUGACGUCCUAUUUGAUCAA